UUUUAACAAAAAUGGAAACAGUAGCUUCGACAGUUGACCAAGUUGACAUUAAAGAUACAUGCAUCACACCUGAUAUGGUCGAUUUGGUAGACAAAGAAGAUUAUAUUUAUUAUUACUUGGACUCUGAGGUGACCAAGCCAGAUAUUGUCGAUAGAUAUACUCCUGAAGACUUCACAAUAUUCUUCAAUCAUGGCAAGAACAAAAAGGAAAGAAUGAUUUAUCCAGUAGAAGGUCCUUAUGAAGAGAAAGAAGAGGAAGCUUAUGAGAAGCUCCUCGAGCUUUUCGAAGCAGAGGGAGGCGUGCCUGAACAAAUGGAUAAGAGAAGGUGCAUGAGAUUCUUAGUCACUAAUAAUCUCAAACCAAAGAAUGCACUUAAGAAUAUCAAGUCUCACCUUGAAUGGAGGAAGGAGACCAAGCCAAUGGUGUUAGGAGAUAUACACAAGAAGAUGUUGGACGAAGGAUAUAUUUAUAUCCAUGGAAGAGAUAGAUCCCUCAGGCCAAUUUGCUGUGCUAACUUGGGAGUAAUCAAUAAACUCAACUGUGAAGUCAAUGAUGGUGUGUUUAUGAACUGGUUCUUAUGCUUCUAUCUUAUUGAAAACUUUCUGUGCAAGGGGAAGGUAGAGAACUGGAUUUUUGUUGCAGACUACUGCGGGCUCUCUUUAGCUAAACUUCCUACCAAGACAUUGAAGAAGAUCAUGACAGAAGCACAGGAGCACUUAAAAUGUAGAAUUAGGAUGUUUUUCUAUUUUAAUGUUACUUUUGGUCUCAGAGCUAUUUAUACAAUGGUAUCUCCGUUCCUUGAUAAAAUCAUCAAGCAUAAGACAGUCAUGAAAGGAGGGUCAACAGAUGAUAAAUUUUUAUCAAUGGCACAUCCAUCCCAAAUCGAAGAGAAAUUCGGAGGCGAAGCUCCCAACGUGACCCAGUUCUGGCCACCUUACUGCCCUUCCAACGAAUAUGAUGUCGCUGAGAGCUCUCUUACAGGCUAAGCUAAAUCAGCCUUUACCAGUCAGAAGACCUCUCAGAGUCUCUCUAAGCUCAAUAAGAUGUACCGAUUUGGCAAAU
Molecule: messenger RNA, 1062 nt
Organism: Moneuplotes crassus
Lineage: Eukaryota; Ciliophora; Spirotrichea; Euplotida; Euplotidae
Source: the annotation of a GenBank genome assembly